AUGAAAUUUCAGGAGUUAAUUGAUUGCUGCAUCGAUUGCAUUAAAGCUUUCAAUCCAGUCUACAAGACUAUUGAUACUCAUGCAGAUGACUACCUUAAGGAAUUUAAAGAUCCAUAUGAAAAAGUGUUUAUCAAGCAAGUAUUUUAUGGAUGUAUCAGAUAUCAAGAAUUCUUAAAGGUUUUCAUUAACAUCUUCUUUAAAAAGAACUCAGGAUCAACAAACAGAAACGAUGCAACUCUGUUUAUGAUAUUCGGAUAUCUGACAUUUUUCAGGCUUGAAGAGUUAGCUAUAGAGGAUUAUAGAAAAUUAGUUCUAUCAUAAGACUCUGUAAAAAUGAAUGUCUUUCUCUAAUUUGCUUUUAAUACUGAAAAUCUUAGAAAUCAUGUGAGAGAUGAAUGGAUGUCCUUAUAUGAUUUUUCGUACAUUGACGAUAAAAUCAUUGGAGGAAUUGAAAAAAAUUUGCCUAAUGUAAGUGAAAUACUUAGAAAAGUUGAGAAAAGAGCAACUGGUAAGACAGUUUCAACUCUUAGUAUGAGUGAAGACCAAACCAAGUUCUCAGAGACGGGAGGACUUUCAUAAAUGUCUCGAGGAGAUGAUAAUGAUAAUAGAGCUAAAAAGAUAACUGAAUAAAAGCCAUUUAAUCUUACCAAACCAAAACCAAAGGUAAUUCCAUAGCCUGAGGCAUUACCUAGAGAAAUUAAAUCUAAUCCAGUUCCCAAGAAUCUCUUCAAGAAAACUUUAGCAGACAUUGAAAAAGAAAAAGAAGACAGGAGAAAGCAAAAGGUAGAUGCUGUUAGAUAGUAAUACGAAGGGCCGGAUGCUAAAAAGAAGCGUUUUGAAUUGAAGUCCGAAGCAAGACCAAAUAAAUUUGAAUAAGUGAAGAAACAAGUUCUUGAGGAAAGAGAUAAGGAAUUAUAAUUCAAUGCUCAUCGUGCAAGAGAAAUGCCAGACUUCAACAAAAAAGAAGCAGCAGUUAAACUUACAUCAGCAGCUGUGCUUAGAGAAGGUUUUGCAUUGAAGAAAAAAGAAGAAGAAGAUAUUAAAAUUAUGAAAGACUUUGAAAUGAAUCUGAGAGAUGAAAAGGAAUAUGAAAGAUGGAAGAGGGAAAUGGCUGAAAAGGAGGAAAUAGAAAGAAUUGAGCAUUUCUAAAAGAAAAAGAUUGAAAUGGAGCUAGCAAGAGAAGAAGCCAUUGAGGCUUAAAAGAGAAAAGAAAAGGAGAAUUAACUGCUUGUCAUGAAAAUGAAAGAAGAAAUGGAAAUAAAGUUCAUUGAGAGAGACGAUUAAAAGAGGGAAGAAAUGGGAAAGAAAAAAGAAGUUAUAGAAUAAGUUCAGUCAUAGAAGGACAAUGCUAUAAAAGAGCAAGAAAGAGUCAAGGAAGACAACAGAAAGAUUCGUGAUGAAGUUAAUCGUGAGCUAACAGAAGCAUUAUAAAGAAAGAAGGAUGAAGAAGCAGUUGAAAUGCGUAAAAAAGAGGAGCUUAUCAGGCAAAUAAGGGAAUUAGAAAGAAUACCAAUAGUUAGAACUAAAGGUUUUGAUCCAACUGAGACAAGUGGAGUUGGUCUAUUGGAGGAGAUGUCAAUUGCUGAACUAAGAGAAAGGUUAGAGUUUAAUAAAAUGAAAGAUGAAUAAGAGACCAACUAGAGAAGAGAAGAAAAUUUGAAAUUUAAAGAGGAUCAAGCUAAGAAGCUGAUGGAUGAGGCCAAUAAAAUAUACGAAGCACGUGAAAACCGAAAAAAUAACAAUCAAAAUAAAAAAGAAGAGAAAUAAAAGUAAAAGGACAAUUAUGAUGCUAAAAUGAAGGCUGCUAGAGAAAAGGGUUUAUAGGAAGUAUAUGAUAAAAUUUCUCAAAAGAAAAAGGAAAAGAAAUAAGAGGAAGAUAGACUUGCUAAGGAACUUAAGGAAAUUAAACUACAAAGACAAUAUUUGAAUGCAAAUAGAGCUAUGGUUGAAGAAAAAGCCUGGAAAGAAUUAGAAGCUGGUGCUGAGCGUAAAGUGAGAAACGGACAAAACUAAAAACUAAUUGACUAAUGCAAUUUAAACGAGAUCAAAGUAAAAGAUGAGACUAUCAGAGCAACAAAUGCUAAAAACACUGUCUUAUCAAAACUUGAUGUUGAUAGGCAAUUCUAGGACAAACUAUAAUCCCAAAAGAAGGAGAAUGAAAUCGUUCAUAAAGGCAUUCUUGAAUAUAAAUCUGAGAAGCAUGAAAACUAAAGGGAAUUCGAAACUCAACUUAAGGUAAAUAACCAAAAGAGAAAUCCAUUCAAUGCUAAAAUAAAUCAACAAAGUCUGGCAAACGCAACUAAAGUCAGAGAAAAGAAGUUAAGAAAUCAAUUUUACGGUGGUGAUACCAAUCAACAAGAUGAUAAUAUGUUUGCUUAUGACUACGAAGAUAUGGGAGGUGGAAUGGAUAUGCUAGAUGAUGCAGGGGCUGGAGCAGACAUCGAAUCUAAACUAAUGGGUGAACAUUGA
Messenger RNA from Stylonychia lemnae, 2469 nucleotides. The record is from the annotation of a GenBank genome assembly. NCBI's taxonomy places the organism in Eukaryota, Ciliophora, Spirotrichea, Sporadotrichida, Oxytrichidae.